AUGGCAUCCCUCGAGGAGCGCGUCGUCGCGUGGCUGCGCGAGGAGAAGGUCAAGCUCUGGCUCGCGCCCUACGACGACGACGGCGCCCUCACCGCCACAGCGAGCACCUACGCAGCCGCGCUCGACGAAGCAGACGUCGCGGCCGUCGCCGCGACGCUGCGCGACCUGCGGCGGCGCGCCGUCGAGAAGCUCGCGGCGAAGCGGCGGCGCACCGUGCGCGGCGCCGGCGCGGCGGGCGAGCCGUUCGAGGUCGCGCUCGACGGCGGCACGGCCGGCGCCGACGCGCGCGCCGUGCUCGCGGCGGCCGGCGGCUACGACGGCCGCGUCCGCGUCAUCGCCGGCGGCCGCGCGCUCGUCGACGGCGCGACGCUCGCGGCGCAGGGCUGGCCGUCGGACGCCGAGCGGGCGGGCCGGCCGCUGCGCGCGAUCCUGAUCGCGGAGCCGGCGGCGCCCGCGGUCGACGAGCCGUCGGAGGUCGACCGGCUCCUGGACGCCUGCGACCGGCUCGCGCGCGACCGCGCGUUCGACAUCUCCGACGGGCGGAGCGGCCGGCGCGUGCGGGUGCCGCCCGCCGCGCGGCCCGCGCUCGUCCAGGCCGUCGCGCUCCACGCGCGCGGCAAGCGGUGCGGCGACGCGGCCGCGGCCAUCGACUUUUUUCUCGCCGCGGACGAGGCCUUCGACCGCGUCCGCGCGGCGGCGCCGGCGCUCGUGGACGAGGUCGACAAUUUCGGCUUUUUGCAGCUCGACUUGUGCCGCGCCUACGCGCUCCUGGGCGACGGCGCGCUGCUGCUGCCGCUCUGCCUCUCGCGCGCAGCUUCGUUCCUGCGCGCGCGCUGCGACGUGACGAACGUGACGGACGCGCGGUUCAAAAGGGUCGCACCGCAGCCGCUGCAGGGCUGGGCCGUCCCCGACAGCGAUGUCGUCGUCGGCCCGCUGCCCUGCAAGACGGGCAGCACGACGCUGCGCGACUUCGUGAUCGACCGGCGCGGCGGCGUCGAGAUCAAGGGCCUCGACGCGUUCCGCGCAGCCGCGGCGCGCGGCGCGGCGCUCUACUCGUCCGCGCGGCACCCCGUCGAGCGCUUCGUGAGCGGGUACCGGCAGCUGGACGUUUUCUACAAGAUGGGCUGGAUCCAAAAGUCCUGGUUCACAGGCGCGUGCCGCCUGACCUGGCCCGAGGACUGGUGCGAGCCCAGCUACGCGCUGCGCGCCGGCGCGGAGCGGCCCGGGCUCGCCUCAGACGUCGCGACGCAGUACCGGCGCCUCGAGCGCUUCGUCGCCGACGUCGAGCGCUGCGGCUUCUUCAACAAGCACAUCAUGCCCAUGGCGCUGAGCUUCAACCAGGGCCUCGACAUGCGCGACUACGACUUCCUGCGCACGGACGACCUCGCCGCGGACCUCGCGGCCGCGCUGCCCGGCGCCGGCGCCGCCGGCGUCGCCAUGCGGACGGGCGGCUCGCGCUGGGCGAAGCGCAUGGCCGCCGACGCCGCCGACGCGCGCUCGCCGCACCGCGCUCUCGCGCGGAGCCUCCUGGCGCGCAUCUGCGACCUCGUCCGCGUCGACCUCGACUGCUUCCCGGCCUUCGGCGGCGGCGGCGACGACGUCUGCGCGGCGGCGGCGGGGACGGCGGCGGCGACGGACGAAG
Aureococcus anophagefferens is the source of this 1642-nucleotide messenger RNA. RefSeq lists its product as hypothetical. NCBI's taxonomy places the organism in Eukaryota, Pelagophyceae, Pelagomonadales, Pelagomonadaceae. The annotation marks the transcript as partial. The transcript is spliced from 2 exons. The record is from RefSeq and is a predicted model, not a curated record. Gene Ontology annotation, biological process: regulation of ubiquitin-dependent protein catabolic process.